AUGAGCACAGUUGGUCCGACCCGGCCUCAAGAAGAGGCAACUCCCAGGCAGGUCGAAUCGAGGGGCGUCAAGAAAGGAUCUACUAGUCCCCAAGAAUAUCUCUUAGAGCGAUUUCCAUCCGUCAGACGAGCCGCCCCGACGUAUCAAGGCAGCGCACCCGUUGGGCGCCGGGCCAACACACUGCGACCCGCGUUGAGGAAGCUUUGCGAAGGCGAGCAGCAUCCAAACACGCGUCCAUACCAGCGCCCAUACCAGCGUCCAAACCAGGCCGGCCGAAGACAAGUUCAAGAGUCAGGUGGGAUCUCUCACCAUGCCGGCAGCAGUGCUGGCCCCGACACAGCUCACAACCACAACUCGGCCGUGACGGGGCUGGGGUUGGAGGUUAUUGAGGUACUACUAUCCCAGGUCGCGAACCACAACUCGGCCGUGACGGGGCUGGGGUCGGAGGUUAUUGAGGUACUAUCCCGGUUCGCGCAGAACAGAGAUGCUCGCAGAUGGGAGACGGGCGCCAACGGUCGCCCAAACGCGGCCUCACGUGGUUUUCUUCACCAACUCCGUACUCAGAGACAACGCCGAGGACCCUUACGCCCCUGUAUGGGCAGCUCUCACACCAACCGCCGGGGAGGAAACGCACGCCGCACCACCCGCACGCUCAACGAGAGCAAGGCCCCCGGCAUUCAUCACGACCCUGAAGGCGGCAGCUCGAACUCACCCGCAACCCAAGCGCCCCUGCCUCUUCCCACGCCAGCCCUAAUCUUUGACGAGACAACCAACCCCAAUCUACUUCGCACUUUAAGGCCUGCUACUGAUCCCGGACUUCGCACCGGCAACAACAACAAUGAUAACAACAAUGACAACGACGACGACGACGCCGACGACGCCGACGGACUACAGGCCCCCUUCGCACUGCGAGCCGACAACCUCUCCAGCGUUCUCGCCGACCGGGCCGCGCCUGCUGGCCUCCGGUACGCGUCGAUGCGGCUUGCCCUCGUCACUGAGACGCUUGAAAUCGAGACGCCCGGGACCGGGGUGGCGCGCGUCACCCACCGGGGGGAUGGCCUCCAGGGGGCACCGCUGCGGCUGCUGCCGGAAUCGCGUCGGGAGCUCAACGGGUGA
Molecule: messenger RNA, 1116 nt
Organism: Thermothelomyces thermophilus ATCC 42464
Lineage: Eukaryota; Fungi; Ascomycota; Sordariomycetes; Sordariales; Chaetomiaceae
Exons: 1
Coding region: 1-1116 (371 amino acids)
Source: RefSeq, a predicted model, not a curated record